Molecule: messenger RNA, 273 nt
Organism: Penicillium soppii
Lineage: Eukaryota; Fungi; Ascomycota; Eurotiomycetes; Eurotiales; Aspergillaceae
Exons: 1
Coding region: 1-273 (90 amino acids)
Source: RefSeq, a predicted model, not a curated record
AUGAUUAUCGAUGUCAACCAGUGGGGCAAUACUGAUCCGGAUGCGGCUUCUCACCAUGGCGAGCACUACCAUGGGAUUUUGAGAAGCGACCUCCAAACAGCCUUACUGCUAGGCUAUCGGAAACGGCGGCAAGAGGUGGGGCCGCAUGAAGUUUGGUUGAGGAAUGAUGUCAACAAGGUUCGGCAGCUUCGACGGGAUCUAAAUCCUGACUCUGGUGUUAUAUUCAGUGCAAAACAUCGUGCUCUAUCGACGUCAACCAUUCUUGUGACGUAG